AUGGAGGCAAAAAAACCAACCGAGGAUUACAUCAAUGGUUCAUUUGUUGCUCCUGUCACAACCACAACCACACCAGCACCCUUGAGCAGUUCAGCCUGUGUGGAACGAACGUCAUUCCCAAUUCGUGGCCUUGGAUGCUUUUAUUAUGGUGUUCGCGAUGCGACGCUGACCAUCAAAGAUUAUGCAAUUACUGUAGCUCAAUGUAUUGGAGGUCAAAACCCAACUGAUAUCACUCUGUUCGCUGGUAUGCAUGAUCUCUUGUCUUCAACCGAAGAAUACACGACACAAGUUCGUGGAGCUUUAAAUGGAUCGAAUGCUAAUGUUUUGCGGCAAAUCCAUGCUAAACUAAAUACCAAGGACAAUAGCUUUACGGAAUUCUGUAAAAGUGGUAUUAGUAUCAAUCCGAACGGGUUCACUCGUGUCGCCGUCUACCACAAUUGGAUCAAAAGCAUCACUGGAUAA
Messenger RNA from Adineta ricciae, 462 nucleotides. NCBI's taxonomy places the organism in Eukaryota, Metazoa, Rotifera, Eurotatoria, Adinetida, Adinetidae. The record is from the annotation of a GenBank genome assembly.